Molecule: messenger RNA, 1048 nt
Organism: Symsagittifera roscoffensis
Lineage: Eukaryota; Metazoa; Xenacoelomorpha; Acoela; Convolutidae
Product: E3 ubiquitin-protein ligase rnf146-like
Exons: 2
Coding region: 29-871 (280 amino acids)
Biological process (GO): Wnt signaling pathway; ubiquitin-dependent protein catabolic process
Cellular component (GO): nucleus; cytoplasm
Molecular function (GO): ubiquitin protein ligase activity; poly-ADP-D-ribose binding; zinc ion binding
Source: RefSeq, a predicted model, not a curated record
UUUUGAACAGUUGGUCACAGUCGUUAUCAUGGCCUCAAACGAAGCCACAGAAGAGGAAGAAACCAGAUGUCCAGUAUGUCUGGAGCUUUUCGUUCUACCUGUGAAACUGCCAGUCUGUCAACACAAAUUCUGCUUUCUGUGCAUAAAAGGAGUUGCUUUAAGAACAGGAAAAUGUGCAAUGUGCAGAGCUCAAAUAUCAGAAACUAUUUUAACCCAACCGGAGUUGCUGCUAGAAAACAGUGCGACGGUGUCGCCUCUCAAGAAAAAAGUGAUGGACAGUCUGGACGAAAAUGGGAAUGAAAAAGAAGUCAGUGAGGAUUCACUGACUUGUAGUUCUGCUGCUGUUUCGAACAAUAACGUGCGAUGGUUCUAUUCUGGGUACAAAGGCUGGUGGGAGUACGAUGAGAGAACAAGUCAGGAACUUGAGAAGUUCCUCUCACAAUUCAACAAACUGUCAUCCGACUCCAGUUUAACCAAAUCAACUCAAAAAUCGAAAACAUCAUUUGCAGCUAUGAAGAAAAACGAGCAAGAAUCCGAAAGCCAAUUGGCCGAAGGCCAGUUCGAACUUAUGAUCAGUGGGUAUGUGUAUGUUAUUGAUUUCAAUAGGAUGAUCCAGUACAGACAAAACAUGACUGGAAGGUCUCGAAACAUCAAACGGUUGACUACGGAAGACCAGUCUAUAAAACCAGAGGAAGUGAAAGGAAUUUCGGGAAUCAAAACCGAGAUUGUGUCUAGCUUUAAGAAGGUAGUUGACGCUGAAAAUGAGCAGAGUCAACAAACAAGUUCAAGUUCAUCAGCAACUGGCGAAUUAUCGAGUCGUCAAUCGGAUACUGAAAUGUUAUCCGGAACCUUUCGAUGCACCAAAUUGUAGAUGCAUGUGCUCGUUUUUUAAAAUAAUUUUAGUUAGUUUUAUAUUUAUUAGAAGAUUAGAUAUUAUAUGUCCUUCAAGUCAAAUUUGUGGAAAUUUCGAAUACAUAUAUUUUUUCGAAAUUUCUAUAAUUGCGUUUCAUGUUUUACCCGCACUGACAAACUUGAUAUAGAAAUGGUU